GGACUGAAAAGGAGCCUUCAAGGGGAGGUGGGUACGGCCAAACAAGGAAAUGAAAAGGCAGGCAUGCAGGAAACGGAGCCAGAGCCUGUAUCAUUACCUGGGAUGUUUUGCAUUUCAGAUGGGCUUCUCAGAAAAUUACUGCUUCCACAGCGGCUUCCUCUGGACCCGAGGCAGUGCAGGACCAGUAUAAAAACCAUCGCAGCUCUUGACUCUCUCAUCCGCUCCACUCAGCUUCUUCUCCUUCAGCAGCAAGUGAAGCUCCAGCAUCCAGACAUGUCCUGCUGCAACCCGUGCGUGCCCUGCCAGCCCUGCGGCCCGACCCCGCUGGCCAACAGCUGCAAUGAGUGCUGUGUCAGGCAGUGCCAGAGCUCCACCGUCGUCAUUGAGCCUUCCCCCGUGGUGGUGACCCUGCCCGGCCCCAUCCUCAGCUCCUUCCCUCAGAACACCGUUGUGGGCUCCUCGACCUCCGCCGCCGUUGGCAGCAUCCUCAGCUGUGAGGGAGUGCCCAUCAACUCCGGGGGCUUCGACCUCUCCUGCAUCACCAACCGCUACUGCUGCAGACCCUGCUAAAGCUGCUGCAGAUGCCCCACUGAAGGACACCAGGAACCCAGGAGAUGGUAAUGGACUGAGCACGGACCUCCCGGCCAUUGCUCUCAGAGGCAC
Messenger RNA from Pezoporus occidentalis (night parrot), 663 nucleotides. Its product is annotated as feather keratin Cos1-1/Cos1-3/Cos2-1-like. The transcript has 2 exons. Bases 64 to 570 code for a protein of 168 amino acids. The record is from RefSeq and is a predicted model, not a curated record. NCBI's taxonomy places the organism in Eukaryota, Metazoa, Chordata, Aves, Psittaciformes, Psittacidae. Gene Ontology annotation, cellular component: intermediate filament. Gene Ontology annotation, molecular function: structural constituent of cytoskeleton.